AUGGCCCUUGCUUUUGAUAAAAUCGUGCUAUUUGGCGACUCCAUCACCCAGCUUGCGUACGAUCCAGCAUGCGGGUUCUGCUUUGGAGCUGCAAUGCAACAUGCGUACUGUCGCAAGUUGGACGUGAUCCAACGCGGUUUCGGCGGCUAUAACUCCGACCAUGCUGUCACCAUCAUCGACCAUCUCAUCCAGCAGGAGACGACCAUGCAAUCCGCAAUCAAGCUUAUGGCAGGUCUUUCCUUUGGAUUUUGGAUUUGGUUCCCCAUUCUAGGACGUUCUGAUCUAAUGACAUUUGUCGCCAGAUUGUUUUCUUCGGCACGAACGACUCUAUCGAGACUCAUCGCCAGGGUCGAGCAAAGUGGUGCUAAAGUUGUUCUCGUCGGACCGGGGCCCUUCAACCAUCACCAGUUCGUGGCGGCGAAUGGCAAGGAGUUCUUCUGCGACCGGACUACCAUUCGGGCGCGUGCUUAUUGUGACGCGGCCAUUGAGGUUGGUAAGGAGAGAAAGGUGCCGACCGUUCCACUAUGGUAUCUCAUAAUGGAAGAGUUGGGCUGGAAAGACGGUGAUCCAAUCUACGGUCUAGAGGAACUUUCUGCGGAAAACCCCUUGAACGAGUAUCUGAGCGAUGAUGGACGACCAGGAGUGCACUAUCUCGGCAAGGCCUACAAAGUGGAAUUCACGAAUGUCAUCAAGGCCAUUAAGGAUUUCUAUCCGGAACUGGAUCCGGACCGCCUUUCUGAGAAAUUACCAGCGUGGGACGUGAUCACGUCAUUGGACAUGCUGUAUGAAGCGACAGCAUAG
This is a messenger RNA of Talaromyces atroroseus, 801 nucleotides long. RefSeq lists its product as hypothetical. Bases 1 to 801 code for a protein of 266 amino acids. The record is from RefSeq and is a predicted model, not a curated record. Lineage: Eukaryota; Fungi; Ascomycota; Eurotiomycetes; Eurotiales; Trichocomaceae. The transcript is spliced from 4 exons.